GUUCUCCACACAGGUGACAAAGGCGACCCCUGUCCAUCUGUCAUUGUCAGAUUGUUCCUGUGCUCUGCUUUCCAGUUGCCUUGCCUGUUUUGCCUCCUGCCUUCUCCUUUGUGUGAACACACUACAUACUUAAAAUCUGCUCAGAAUCAGUGUGUGGGAUGGACGUGAUCCAGUAAAAUGGUGAAGCCACGUGGUUGGAGUCAAGUUAAAUGCAGAUAAACUUUUACCUUUCUUGAAGACACCUUUGGUGGAUGAAGAUGUCAGAUGGAUGUUGGCCACUUCGUCCGUUUUCCUCUCAGUGCUGGCAGUGAAGCUGCUGCUGCUGCGGUGAACACAACCCACAAAGGCUUACUGACUGAGUCCAGAGGAACAGGAAAUCCCAGUCAAGACAUGUCACUCCUGGACCAAUCAGUCAGCCAGCCAUUAAACAGGCUUGCUGGGAAGGAGGCUGAGCCGAGCUGCCUGUUAACGCCCGUGAACCAGGUGAUCAGCUCAGUGUCGGUUCUCAGGUUUGAGGGGAAACACAGCCGAGCCGACAUGGACGCCUGCCGUUGGAUUCGGCCUGGUCUCCUUCUCGUUUUCUCCCUUUGUGUCGUUUCUGGAAAUCCUUUAGGUACCACAGUCAUAAAUUGCAAUGGGGGUAGCAGUCAAGAACUCGGCCAGGUGGAUGAAGGAUUUACAGGGGAUGUGGAGCUGCUGACGGGGAUCGCGGCAGGAAGUGACGUGAAGCUGGUGCCCUACAUCUUCCCCUCCCACCUGGAGUUUCUGGAGCUGACCUUCACACUGGGAGAAACCAGCGCGACCGUUCGCACCAAGAAGCCGCUGGACGCAGACAUACUGGCAAGCAGCGACCGCACUUUGUACUACUCUGUCAUGUGUAACGGAGUAAUUAAGUACAACAACACUCGGACGCUGAAAAUCAACGACCUCAAUGACAACAGCCCGGAGUUUUCUCAGGAGCUCUACAGCACGACUGUCUCUGAGGCAGAACCUUUGGACAGCGAAGUUAUUCGAGUGACAGCUGUGGACCAAGACAGCACCACAGGAAACAACAGAGUGACAUACUCCUUUGCACCAGCUUCAGAGGACUUCAUGUUGACCAACUCUGGAGCUUUUAUUUUGAAGAGACGUCUGAACUACAACUUGGUCCAACAGUACAACUUUAUUGUGACGGCAAAGGACAACUGGGGGUUAAAUGACACGGCCACCGUGGUGAUCGACGUCGACGACUUUGACAACUUCAAUCCCUAUUUCAUCCACAACGUGUACCAGGCCUUUAUUCCAGAGACCCAGACUGGGACGUUUCGGGCCAUUGAGCCAGAGGCGAUAAAGGCUCAGGAUGGAGACCUUGGGAUCAACAUCACUUUGUCUUACAGCAUCAGUGCAGUGUCUCCAGAAAGGUAUCAGAGAAACUUCCAUAUUGACUCCAGCAGUGGGGUUCUGUCAGUGCUGUCGGCCAUAGACAGAGAGGAGAUGAACAGCGAUGUGAUCUCAGUCAGCAUCAAGGCCGCCCAGACGGACGACGGUUUGAAGACGGCUGAUGCUCUGGUGUCUGUCACUAUUGAGGAUGUGAAUGAUAAUGCUCCAGAGUUUGACGAGCCCAACUACUCUGCAGAACUUCUGGAAAAUUCUCCUGUCAAUACUGUUGUGUUCAAUGCCAUUGUCACCGACCAGGACCAGGGAGGAUUUGUAGGAACUCUGCAGAUCCUUCCAGAAUCUGCUCCUUUCUCUAUUGGUUCUGAUGGGACGGUUAGAGUCAAGAAUAUGACAGCUCUGGACAGAGAGACCACUGAACACAUCACAUUUCAGAUUCAAGCUAGCGAGACGGAUCCACCGAACCAUGUUUCAGUGGCGGAAGUCAGAGUGACCCUUCUGGAUGAGAAUGACAACAGUCCCGCAUUCACCAGCAACAAGUACGAGGGAAAGGUGUUUGCAAAUCAAACCGAGGGCAUUUUGCUGGUCCAGGUUAAGGCAGAAGAUCCAGAUGCUGGUGCAAAUGGGCAGAUCAAAUACUCCAUUGACUUUGGCAACAAUGAUGGCUACUUCUCAAUCGGAGAAAACACUGGAGAGAUCACGCUAAAUAAAAUCAUUCCCCUGGUGGAAAACAGGAUUUUGGAGUUCCCUCUCUACGUAACAGCCAGCGAUGGGGGCAUCAUACCUCGAUUAUCCUCGGCACAGGUGAACAUUCGUGCACCUGGUGAUUCAAGACCUCAGUUUUUACAUAAAAGGUACGGUGGCACUGUGGAAGAGGAGCAGGACCCAGGAGUUGUGAUUCUUCGGGUUGACUUCCUUGCAAUAGCUGCUGAGGUCCCUGUGACCAUCAGAGUUGAGACUGAAGCCGACAAGUUCGAAAUCUCCCCCGGCGGUGACUUCGCCACGAAGGUGAAGCUCGACUACGACGAAGCCCCACACAACUACUCUGUGGAGAUCUCCAUCUCUGACGGGGUCAACACAGACACUGCAGUCGUGGAGGUUCGAGUCACCGAUGUCAAUGAUAACAACCCGGUUUUCAGCUCCGGUUCUGUCACAGAGUCAGUCCCAGAGGACGCAGAGGUGGGAUCCAACGUCACUGCUGUUCCCGCCACAGACAAAGACAGCAGCUUCAACGGGGAGAUCAGAUACUUGUUGAGAGGGGGAGAGGGGAGGUUCGCUGUUGAUCCCGUGUCUGGGAUGGUGACUGUGGCCGGUGCACUUGACAGGGAGACCAAAGCGGCGUACAACCUGCAGGUGGUGGCUGAAGAUCAGGGUCGCCCAGCCAGGUCGGCCACAGCCUCCCUGCUGGUCCAAGUGUCCGACGUCAACGAUAACGUGCCCAGGUUCUCAGAGGCCGAGUAUCAGGUCGAAGUCUCGGAGACAGAGUCAGUGGGUACGAACUUGUUGACCCUGUCAGCUGAAGACCCAGAUGAAGGAGAAAACGGGAGAGUUACUUACAGUAUUUCCAAACAAAGUCCCUCCUCAGACCCUGCUGCUUUUGAGGUGGACUCUUCCAGCGGGACUCUGCGGCUGGUCCAGCCUCUGGACUACAGUGAGGUGAAGGAGUACAGUCUGGUGGUUCAGGCCUCUGAUGGCGGGACUCCCUCUCUGGUUGGGAACGGCUCUGUGGUGGUGAAGGUGAAGGACGUGAACAACAACCCACCUGAGUUCAGUAAGGAGAGCUACGACGUGGCCGUCUCUGAGAACCUGGCCAGCGGUGCGUCCGUCUUGACCCUGCAGGUCACUGACAGGGACGAGGGAGGAUUUGUAGGAACUCUGCAGGUCCUUCCAGAAUCUGCUCCUUUCUCCAUCAGCUCUGAUGGGACGAUCAGAGUGAAGAACUCCACAGCUCUGGACAGAGAGACCACCGAGAGGAUCCUGUUUCAGGUUGAAGCGAAGGAGACGAAACCACCCAACCACAUUGCAAUUGCAAAUGUGAACAUAACUCUUCUGGAUGAGAAUGACAACAGCCCUGAAUUCACCAGCAGCAAGUAUGAGAGCAAAGUCUUCACCAACCAAACCGAGGGGAUGCUGCUUGUGAAGGUCGAGGCAGAGGAUCGAGAUGCAGACGCCAAUGGACGGAUCAAAUACUCCAUCGACUUUGGGAACCAAAACGACUACUUCUCCAUUGAUGAAACCACUGGAGAGAUCACUCUGACGAAAAUCAUUCCACUGGAAGCACAUCAAACCUCGGAGUUCCUGCUGUUCAUAUCAGCCACAGACGGAGGCAUAGUGUCCCGCUCCGCCUUAGCACAGGUGGAGAUUCUCGGCAUUGGAGAUGCAAAACCACAGUUCACUCAGAGAACCUACAGUGGCACCAUAGAAGAAGAGACAGAGCCAGGAGCAGUGAUCCUCAAGGUUGACUUCCUUGCAAUAGCUGCUGAGGUCCCUGUGACCCUCAGAGUUGAGACAGAAGCCGACAAGUUCGAAAUCUCCCCCGGCGGUGACUUCGCCACGAAGGUGAAGCUCGACUACGACGAAGCCCCACACAGCUACUCUGUGGAGAUCUCCAUCUCUGACGGGGUCAACACAGACACUGCAGUCGUGGAGGUUCGAGUCACCGACGUCAAUGAUAACAACCCGGUUUUCAGCUCCGGUUCUGUCACAGAGUCAGUCCCAGAGGACGCAGAGGUGGGAUCCAACGUCACUGCUGUUCCCGCCACAGACAAAGACAGCAGCUUCAACGGGGAGAUCAGAUACUCGUUGAGAGGGGGAGAGGGGAGGUUCGCUGUUGAUCCCGUGUCUGGGAUGGUGACUGUGGCCGGUGCACUUGACAGGGAGACCAAAGCGGCGUACAACCUGCAGGUGGUGGCUGAAGAUCAGGGUCGCCCAGCCAGGUCGGCCACAGCCUCCCUGCUGGUCCAAGUGUCCGACGUCAACGAUAACGUGCCCAGGUUCUCAGAGACCAAGUAUCAGGUCGAAGUCUCGGAGACAGAGUCAGUGGGUACGAACUUGUUGACCCUGUCAGCUGAAGACCCAGAUGAAGGAGAAAACGGGAGAGUUACUUACAGUAUUUCCAAACAAAGUCCCUCCUCAGACCCUGCUGCUUUUGAGGUGGACUCUUCCAGCGGGAUUCUGCGGCUGGUCCAGCCUCUGGACUACAGUGAGGUGAAGGUGUACAGUCUGGUGGUUCAGGCCUCUGAUGGCGGGACUCCCUCUCUGGUUGGGAACGGCUCUGUGGUGGUGAAGGUGAAGGACGUGAACAACAACCCACCUGAGUUCAGUAAGGAGAGCUACGACGUGGCCGUCUCUGAGAACCUGGCCAGCGGUGCGUCCAUCUUGACCCUGCAGGUCACUGACAGGGACGAGGGUGGAUUCUCCAGCGGUCACUUCCUCUACACCAGCGACACUUUUGACAUUAACAAUCAGGGCGUGGUCUCACUGAGGAAGGACGUCACCUUGGACAGAGAGACGAAGGACAGCUACAUAUUACAGGUGGUGGCGGUGGAUCAGGACACUGAUGGACUGAGAGCCACAGCUCAGCUCAACAUCACCGUCCUGGACUACAACGACAACGCCCCACAGUUUCCUGCUAUCCCAGACCCUCUCCAGAUCCCAGAGGGCGACUACUCGGAGCAAAGUCCAGGAGAAGUUUUCACCUUGGUGGCCACAGACGCAGACCUCGGCCCCAGCGGAGAGGUCACCCUGUCCCUGUCCGCCCCUCACCCCCUCUUCAGGUUCAGAAAGGACGGGACGCUGCUGGCUGUUGGCUCUCUGGAUCGGGAGAGCAGGGAAACGUAUGAGCUGGUCGUCAAGGCCUCAGACAACGGCAGCCCGCAGAGAGAGAACAUCACCACCAUCACGGUGAGCCUCAUCGACGUCAAUGACAACAGACCGGAGUUCAGCUCCAGCAGCUACGUCAGCAGCGUCCUGCUGAAAGACGUGGUGGAGGGGCAGCUGCUGCUGACGCUGAUGGCCACCGACAGAGACGCCGGGAACAACUCGCUCAUCACCUACAGUUUCUCUGCAGGAAGUUCUCCAUAUUUGGCCUUAAACAGUGAGACCGGAGCCGUGACCUUGACCUCUGACCUUGCUGAUGUCACUGAGGACACCACACUGCUGCUGACAGCCAUGGCGAAAGACCACGGCCAGCCUCCUCUGAACUCCACAGCCCAAGUUUUGGUCAAUCUGAGGCUCGUCAGUCUGGUGGAGGGCGUGGCCUUCUGGAGCUCCUCCUACAACUUCAGCCUUCCUGAGAACCAGCCGGUGGGGACGACGGUGGGCAGCGUCUUGGCCUCCUCAGGAAGUGACCUUUACGACGUUGCCUACAAACUGAAAACACACGCCGACCUGUUCUCCAUCAGCGCCAGCGGGGCCAUCCAGACCAGAGCACAGCUGGACAAAGAAAAGCAGGAGUGGUACAUCCUGGACGUGGAGGCAGUGGACACGAGGACGCCCCCUACGUCAGCGGUGGCAGUGGUCACAGUUCAGGUGGAGGACGUGAACGAGCCUCCGCAGUUUCCCUCCAGCCAGUACGAAGCCUCGGUGUUAAGCAUCGCCCCGUAUAAAACCCGCGUCAUCGAACUCCAGGCCUCAGACCCGGACGUGGGCGAUGGCGGUCGGCUGGUCUACAGUCUGUCAGCACCCAGCCCUUACUUUGACGUGGAGCCGUCCUCAGGCCUGCUCUACGUGGUGUCGGUGGCGGAGCUGUCUGAACAGCUGUUUGAGGUGGAGGUGAAGGCCACAGACCCCACAGGACUUCAUGCCACAGCCAAGGUGGAGGUGGAGGUCCAGGGAAGCGCGAGCAGCAGCGACGUGGUGGUCAUCUCCCUCAACCAGCCGGCCAACACCGUGGAGAAGAAAGUCCCCGAGCUGGAGAAAUCCUUAGAGGAAGUUCUGGGCUGGACCGUGAAGAUCAUCAAGGUGUCCAGCGCUGACGGAGGAGCCUCCCAGUCCCGAGCGCUGAGGGCAGCAGCCAAGACUCUGGUCAGCUUCAUCUCCACAGAGGGAGGGACGGUCGUUUCCUCUGAGGAGGUCACAAAGAAGCUUCAGAGCAAAUCAGAUGACGUGAAGGGGGAGCUCGCCAAACUGUUCGGCGACAGUCUCCAUUUUGACGUCGAGAUGGAGACUCAAGGCUCCGCCUCCGACCAGGCUGUGGUCAUCGCCCUGGCCGUCCUGUUGGCCCUGAGCAUGCUGGGAUUGAUCGUCACCAUCGUCUUCAUCGUCAGGUUCAGGACGACGCAGAAACAAAAAGAUUGUGACCAAGAGAGCUUUGACAUCAGCCGAAAAGCUGAAGGCUACACGAACUGGUCUCUAGACCAGAAGACGUCCGACACACCUGAACAGGGACAGAAGAAGAGUCCAGCAGAGGACGAGGACAAGAGGACGGACGACGAGAAGACAGUGAAGACAGGCAGUCACCGAGGACGCUCUGAAUGGGACAAACAGAAGGACGACGGACACAGCGAUGAUGAUGACAACGGAGGCCAAACGUCGUCUUUCUGAUCCGACUGUACGGAGGCUGCAGAGGGACACCAAAGCAAUCAGAAACUCUUAUACAGCGUCGGAUCAGUUCAGUACGUUUGCUUGUAAGGACUCGAGUCGCCGCCAGCAGACGCCACAGCAGCUGAUGGGAGUUCAGCUUUUAAUAACUCAGAUCAGCUGCUGUCGAGUUCGGGGUCCAGUCAGGUUGUAGGAAACUCCUGAAACGAGCAGAUUUAUUUGGGCUAAAAUGAGGAGGUUCAGGUCUGAUUUGUUGCUCUAAAUGAUGUACCUGCAGUCAAAGGCCCUCGCUGAUCUGCUGAGUCAGCUGGUAAUUUACUGUCUACAAAAAUGGCUGCCAUAAGGCAAACUAAGAUGACAUUUUAAAGCUUAUAAUAUAACUUAACUCAGUUUUGUUUUCAGAUGUUUUGUUUUCUUUAGACGUGCACAAACAACAUUAAUCAGCUCUGCUGUCACUCUGCCACAUUUAACUGCCAAAAACCACUUCCUGUUUGAAACUACUUUUAGAUUCAGUCAACUGCAAAUGUAUCUUUUUGUAAUAUUUACAAAAUUAAAGAUGUGCGUCCAGAUUUUUGAAUUUGUGAAUGAAAAUAGUUUUACUUUAGAAGAUCAAAAUAUCUAAUGUCUGAUAUCAAACGGCCUCCUUUUACGAGACGUAAGCUGAACACGGUGAUGAGAUUUUCUCAAAAGUCGGAGGGUUUGAACUCAAAACUUAAAAACUGAAACUUUGUGAUGACUUUGACAUAAAAAGCUCACAUUAGUGACCAAUAAAAGCUUGUAAGGUGU
Messenger RNA from Scatophagus argus, 7701 nucleotides. Its product is annotated as cadherin-23. Bases 265 to 6918 code for a protein of 2217 amino acids. Gene Ontology annotation, cellular component: plasma membrane; catenin complex. Gene Ontology annotation, biological process: homophilic cell-cell adhesion. The record is from RefSeq and is a predicted model, not a curated record. The transcript has 39 exons. Gene Ontology annotation, molecular function: calcium ion binding; cadherin binding. Lineage: Eukaryota; Metazoa; Chordata; Actinopteri; Scatophagidae.